Messenger RNA from Colletotrichum aenigma, 729 nucleotides. RefSeq names its product U1 small nuclear ribonucleoprotein usp102 (gene usp102). NCBI's taxonomy places the organism in Eukaryota, Fungi, Ascomycota, Sordariomycetes, Glomerellales, Glomerellaceae. Gene Ontology annotation, cellular component: U1 snRNP. Gene Ontology annotation, molecular function: U1 snRNA binding. The record is from RefSeq and is a predicted model, not a curated record. Bases 1 to 729 code for a protein of 242 amino acids. Gene Ontology annotation, biological process: mRNA splicing, via spliceosome. The transcript has 4 exons.
AUGGCUUCAAGUGCUCCCAUUACCACAGUCUAUGUGCGAAAUCUCGAGGAACGCGCCAAAAUCGACCAGCUGAAAGAUGCUCUGCUCCAGAUCUUCUCUGAGUAUGGCAACGUCCUCGACAUCGUAGCCAAAUCGAAUCUGAGAGCCAAAGGACAGGCUUUCGUGGUGUUUGAUAGCCCAGAGUCUGCGCAAAAGGCUAUCGACGAUGUCCAAGGAUUUGAACUCUUCGAUAAACCUAUGCAGCUUGCGCUGGCACGAACGAGGAGCGACGCGACAGUUAAGACCACCGGCAAUGAGGAAGAGUUUGAGUUGCAUAAGCGUCGUCGCUUGGCUGAGAAAGACAAAAAGAGGGCCUACGAGGCCGCCGAGGAGCAGAAGCGACUGAAGAGAUCAGGGCCGGCCGGCAGCGUACCAGAUAUGACAGGCCGACCUGCCAAAGCUGCCCGUGGCACUGGCCUCAAGUCCACCAACCCUUCUGCUACGGCCGUCGUACCAGACGAGUACCUUCCGCCCAACAAGAUUCUCUUCGUUCAGAACCUCCCUGAUGACUACGAUAUUGAGGCUGUCACCAGCAUAUUCGGACGUUUCGAGGGCUUUCGGGAGGUCCGUCUGGUGCCUGGCCGUCGUGGCAUAGCCUUCGUAGAGUACGACGGCGAACAGGGUGCCAUUACGGCGAAAGAGAACACGGCCGGCAUGGUACUGGGAGACUCGCACACAAUCAAGUGGUAG